AUGCCCCCCAAAUCUAGCGGCGUUGCCAAGCAACGUACCUCGCGUCGGAAGAUUGCAUUGGCGUGCGAUCCAUGCCGGGAGAAAAAGAUCCGCUGUGAUGGCGGCAAACCGAUCUGUGGGUCAUGCGACCGAAAGUCCUGGGGCAUUGCCCAAUGCUCCUACAGCAUGGAUAACCCCAGGACCGCUAGUCAGGAUGAGGACUCACCACACCAGAAAGACUCUCCUACACAUGAAACUCUACAUCUGGAUCGGAAUCGGGAUGGGCAGUCGAGGUCUUCAAGGGUCACCCAAGGUAGCCCAGUGCCUCAGGAGAGUAACAACAGUCUCCACGAUGAGCGGCAUGCAGAUGGCCAGAGCCUUGAUACUUCAGGAACAGUCCCAAGUGACCAUCAGGCCCGGAAUUCUCUUUCCCUUCCCGAAGCAGAAGAGGCAUCUCAAAGGAUGUCCGACCACCUUCGGAACAAUCCGAACCGCAAUCCCCUCCGUGGGAAGCAAAUGUACGUCUCAUCCCAAACAAGAUCCGCAUCUCCCCACUUGGACACCCCUGGCCGUGUCACGGCAAUGGGCCAAAUCGCGACGCCAGAUGAUACCUUGGCAUCUCCAGCUCCACUUCGGGAAUAUUAUGGAUCUUCCUCCAUUGCAUCACUGAUGAGGUUUGCACGGAUGUCUGUCCCGUUGCGAUCUUCGCGCUCGGCCAAAGGUAGUCCUAAUAACUCAAUGGAUUACCAGUAUCACGAGUCCCCUAACACACAGUACCGGAUCAGUGACUUCACACUUCCACCCCGCUCACUAGCAGAUCACCUCUUAAAAUGCUUUUGGGACCGUGUAGCCUGUAUCUACCCUUUCUUCGAUCGGCCCAGCUUCGAGAAAGCGUAUGAUAACCUGUGGAGAUCGGAAAGGGAGGGGAUGAACAAGCUACCGGACAUGCAUAUCGGCCUCGGAGGGAAGUCGGACUCAUCUCCCAAGUCUAUCGUGUUCUAUUGUGCUCUAAAUGUGAUGUUUGCGCUUGGUUGCCAUUUUUCGGACCUUCCGCUGCAGGAGCGAGAGGCAACAGCCCACUCCUUCUUCCUACGCUGCAAACGCUUCGUAGGCCUUGAUCUCCUUGAGAUCCAUACAGUCGGAGUAGUUCAGACUCUCCUUAUUGUCGCGCUCUACUUGCAGAGUAGCCCGUAUCCCAGUAGGUGCUGGAAUGCCAUUGGGAUAGCAUGCCGUCUUGCACAAGGCCUGGGCUUACAUGAGGCCCAUAACGUGUCCUCGAUGACAGUGCUGGAGACAGAAGUACGCCGGAGGACAUGGCAUGGCUGUGUGAUGCUAGAUGUGUUCGUGAGCAUGACACACGGUCGGCCAAGCAUGACCAGUCAUCUGGCCCCGAUUCCGUUGCCUUAUGCCACAGGCGAAGAUGUCCCUCUGACCAUGGGGUUUUACGUGGCAACGAUCAAGCUCUAUCGAAUUCUUGAUAGAAUUCUCUCAGACGUGUAUAACAUGUGGCGAGGUCGGAUGAAUGAGGAAUCGAAAAGGUCGACACGAUGGUCCGAAGGCAACUUCGAUUCGCUCCUAGAACUGGAACGGCAGCUACAGUACUACUACAUCCGGCUACUUCUCUACCGACCGAUCUUUACUCAGAAAGAUAUAUACCCGGCCUGGAAGGAUGCUGAAAGCAGCCUACAAUCCUGCAUAGUUAAAAAAUGUGCAGCUACGUGUGUUUCCACCGCAACUGAGCUUAUCCACUUGAUCUAUGAGACAUACUCGACAUCAUAUACUGAUGCUUGGUGGUAUAAUGGCUUUUAUACAUCAACAUGUGCCCUCGUUCUCAUAAUGGCUCACUCAGUACCCUCACUAUCUGACUCGAUCGAUUUCUCCAAAGUUCGAGAAGCCUGGGAGAAAUGCGAGAAUAUCCUCGCACACAUGGCUACAUUCAGUCAAUCAGCACGGACAUCGCUUCGCUUCUUACAGGCAGCAUUCAGUCAGAAUAUCCAUGGCCGUCCGUCAUCUAAGCCUAGUUCUAAUGUGGGAGUAAAUCCGGAUCGAAAUCUCACAGACGAAGCCAGCGCACACUACCCUGUCCCCGAUGGCCCAACGAAUCCUUCACCCUUUCAAGAUACCCCUGGACUGGACUCAUCGUAUUGGACGGAUUCCGGUAUCGGCCCCAGCACGUUUGAGGAUGACCUUGGUCUUCUGUCCUGGAUUGAUGUCCCAGAUAUGUGGCAGUGGCUUCGGGCUGAGUCAUGA
Aspergillus niger is the source of this 2229-nucleotide messenger RNA. RefSeq lists its product as uncharacterized. Lineage: Eukaryota; Fungi; Ascomycota; Eurotiomycetes; Eurotiales; Aspergillaceae. The coding region runs from base 1 to 2229 and encodes 742 amino acids. Gene Ontology annotation, molecular function: zinc ion binding; DNA-binding transcription factor activity, RNA polymerase II-specific; RNA polymerase II cis-regulatory region sequence-specific DNA binding. Gene Ontology annotation, cellular component: nucleus. The transcript has 6 exons. The record is from RefSeq and is a predicted model, not a curated record. Gene Ontology annotation, biological process: positive regulation of transcription from RNA polymerase II promoter by galactose; DNA-templated transcription.